This is a messenger RNA of Staurois parvus, 405 nucleotides long. The record is from the annotation of a GenBank genome assembly. Lineage: Eukaryota; Metazoa; Chordata; Amphibia; Anura; Ranidae.
AUGUACAUACAUACACAGACACAUGUACACACAGACACAUGUACGUACAUACACACACACACACACAGACACAUGUACACACACACAGACACAUGUACAGAUACACACAUGUACAUACACACAGACACACACACACACACCCAUAAAAAAUUGCAGUACUUCAUUGUUCACUCACAGAGCCGGGUACUGCACUCUAGGGGGAGCCAGAGAGCACAGCACACACUCCUUGCUUUGCUUUCACUGCGCUCAGCUAUUGAGCGCUCAGCUCCCAGUGCCAAUGAGAGAUCCGGCCUGAGCUCCGAGCCUGCUCAGCAAGACGGCCCUGAGGGACACACUCGCCCCCACCAUAAUUUCCACUCGCCAUUGGCAAGCAGGCAAGUGGAAAUUUCAAGCCCUGGUCUAAUG